Molecule: messenger RNA, 3368 nt
Organism: Hippocampus zosterae (dwarf seahorse)
Lineage: Eukaryota; Metazoa; Chordata; Actinopteri; Syngnathiformes; Syngnathidae
Gene: nat10
Product: N-acetyltransferase 10
Exons: 29
Coding region: 136-3234 (1032 amino acids)
Biological process (GO): rRNA acetylation involved in maturation of SSU-rRNA
Cellular component (GO): nucleolus; 90S preribosome
Molecular function (GO): 18S rRNA cytidine N-acetyltransferase activity; ATP binding; tRNA binding
Source: RefSeq, a predicted model, not a curated record
UCGCAGGAUAAUGACGUCGGUAAAGGGUCCUUUAUGAAACGUGUCGCUCCAUGUGAGUUUAACACUCGCGUGAUAGCAGCAUACAUCUAAACGAAAAUUUCGAAUUUGGAAAUUUUUGGAGAUACAAGUAAAACAAUGGCAACUGUCCGCAAGAAAGUUGACAACCGCAUUCGUGUCCAGAUCGAGAAUGGAGUUGCUCUGCAGCAUCGCACCAUGUUUGUCGUGGUGGGCGAUCGCGGAAGAGAUCAGGUGGUCAUUCUGCAUCAUAUGCUCUCCAAAGCAAGCGUUCGAGCACGACCAUCCGUUCUGUGGUGCUACAAAAAAGAACUUGGCUUCAGCAGCAAUCGCAAGAAACGUAUGAAGCAGCUGCAGAAGAAAAUAAAAACAGGCACAUUGAAUCUGAAUCAGGAUGACCCUUUUGAGCUUUUUGUUGCUGCCACGAACAUUCGAUACUGUUACUACAAUGAGACUCACAAGAUAUUGGGUAACACCUUUGGCAUGUGUGUCCUACAGGAUUUUGAAGCCCUCACUCCCAACCUACUAGCCAGAACUGUUGAGACAGUUGAAGGUGGCGGUAUUGUAGUCAUACUGUUACGGACAGUGAACUCCCUCAAGCAACUCUACACAAUGACCAUGGAUGUGCAUGCUCGUUACAGAACAGAGGCUCAUCAGGAAGUGGUUGGAAGGUUCAAUGAGAGGUUCAUCCUGUCCCUUGCCUCCUGCAAAAACUGUGUCGUCAUCGACGACCAACUCAACAUCCUGCCCAUAUCCAGCCACAUGGCCAACAUUAAGCCUGUUCCGCCAAAGACGCAGGAGGAGGGUUUGUCUCCAAAAGAACAGGAGCUGAAAGACCUCAAAGAGACUCUCCAGGACACUCAACCAGUGGGUGUGUUGGUAGAUAACUGCAGGACCAUGGACCAGGCCAAAGCUGUGCUGAAGUUCAUCGAAGCCAUCUCGGAGAAGACCCUGAGGAGUACCGUGGCUCUUACGGCUGCUCGUGGCCGAGGCAAAUCCGCCGCGCUGGGGCUGGCUGUCGCUGGAGCUGUGGCCUUUGGCUACUCCAACAUUUUUGUAACCUCCCCGAGCCCAGACAACCUCCACACCAUGUUUGAGUUCAUCUUUAAAGGCUUCGAUGCGCUUCAGUAUCAGGAGCAUCUGGACUAUGAGAUCAUCCAAUCGCUGAAUCCAGAGUUCAACAAAGCGGUCGUGAGGGUGAACGUCUUUAAAGAGCACAGGCAGACCAUUCAGUAUAUCCAUCCGGGUGACGCUGUCAAAUUAGGCCAGGCUGAACUUUUGGUGAUUGAUGAGGCUGCUGCCAUCCCCUUACCGCUGGUCAAGAAGCUGCUGGGACCGUAUCUGGUUUUCAUGGCCUCCACCAUCAACGGCUACGAAGGCACCGGUCGCUCGCUCUCACUCAAACUGAUCCAGCAGUUGAGGCAGCAGAGCGCCGACAGCCAACAGAACAUGUCAGCCGAGAACAGGAGCAGCACCACAGCCAGGCUAGCGGCAGCUCGCACACUUCACGAGGUCAGCUUACACGAGUCCAUUCGAUACGCGGCGGGUGACGCGGUGGAGAAGUGGCUCAAUGAGCUCCUCUGCCUGGACUGCCUGAACAUUCCGAGACUCAUCUCCGGUUGUCCUCUUCCACAAACCUGUGACUUGUAUUACGUCAACAGAGACACGCUGUUUUGCUACCACAAGGCGUCUGAGGCCUUCCUGCAGAGGCUGAUGGCUCUUUAUGUGGCGUCCCACUACAAGAAUUCGCCCAAUGACUUGCAGAUGUUGUCCGACGCGCCGGCCCAUCACCUCUUCUGUCUUCUGCCGCCCGUCCCCCCGACGCAGAACUCUCUGCCCGAGGUCCUGGCUGUGGUGCAGGUGUGUCUGGAAGGCGAAAUAUCUCGACAGUCCAUUCUCAACAGCCUCUCUCGAGGGAAGAAAGCGUCCGGCGACCUCAUUCCAUGGACCGUGUCUGAACAGUUCCAAGAUCCGGAGUUUGGCAGCCUGUCUGGAGGCAGGGUGGUGCGAAUCGCUGUGAAUCCAGACUAUCAAGGGAUGGGCUACGGCUCGAGAGUGCUCCAGCUGCUGCAGAUGUACUACGAGGGCAAGUUCCCCACCAUGGACGAGAGCACGGCGCCCCAGCGCAAUGAAAUCACUCCCGUCAGCAGUGAGGCCGUCACGCUCCUCGAGGAGGUCGUGACGCCUCGCAAGGAGCUCCCGCCGCUGCUACUGAAGCUGAGCGAGAGGCAAGCGGAGCGACUGGACUACCUGGGGGUCUCCUACGGGCUGACGACGCAGCUGCUCAAAUUCUGGAAGAAAGCAGGCUAUACGACGGUCUACUUGAGACAAACGCCAAACGACCUGACGGGCGAGCACUCGUGCGUGAUGCUGAAGGAGCUGCACAGUGACGAGCGGCCGAGCCAGUGGUUGUCUGCAUUCCGCAAAGAUUUCCGCAGGCGUUUCCUGUCCCUGCUCUCCUACCGGUUCAGCAGCUUCCCGCCGAGCCUGGCCCUCGGCGUCCUGCAGAACAAGAGCACCAAAGAAGCCGCGAGCGCGAUGAGUGCCUCAGAGCUGGCGGUCCACUUCAGCCCGUACGAUCUCAAGCGUCUGGAAUUGUACUCGCGCAGCAUGGUGGACUACCACCUCAUCAUGGACCUGAUCCCGACCGUGGCGCGCUUGUUCUUCCUCAAUCAGCUGGGUGACGUCUCACUGUCAGUGGCGCAGUGUGCAAUGCUGCUGGGCAUCGGACUGCAACACAAAUCGGUGGACCAGUUGGAGAGGGAGGUGGACCUCCCGAGCUCGCAGCUCAUGGGCCUCUUCAACCGCCUCUUGCGCAAAUUUGUGCAAAUUUUUACCAGCAUCCAAGAAAAGGCCAUCGAAGCGGACAUGGCAACAACAAAAGACGUCACCAUGGAGCCGACAGUCCGAAGCCUCCAGGAUGAUCUGAAUGAGGCGGCAAAGGAGUUUGAGGAGAAACUCAAGCAGGAUAAAGAGAAAGUGAAGGAACUCUACCUGGAAGAGUACAAGAUCCGCGGACAUGAUGAGGACUGGGACGAAGUGCUGAAGAAAGCUGGGAACACGGCGAUGGUCAGCAUUAAAAGUGACAAGAAGAGGAAUCUUGAUGCAGGAAAGGACACGGCGAGCAAUGGAGGGCCUCAACACGGGAAGAAAAAGAAGAAGCACGUGCAGCAAGGAAAGGACAAACGCGGCAAAUUUGGAAAAAAGGUGUUCAAGUGAAAUGCGAUGUCAUGAAAAGGACUGUGAUGUCACUUUAGUUGAAUACAAGAAAUGGACAGAAGAGCAUUUGACUUUUUUUUAAUCACAAGAAUUUGUGUGCCAUAUAUAUAGAUACAAAUAUAUCAGUAUGUCUA